ACUCCUCCUUCUCGAGCUCAUCUUGUCUGUAAGACGCCAACAUCUCAACAGACAAUACACAACUGGCCGGCUCUCCGAAGCAGCCCGAACAGUGAUCUUAUUUUUGUUUUUUCUUGUGUUCAUAUAAGAAAACAAUCAUCUGGAAGCUGACUUUUGGAUCAUUGCAGUGAGCACUACGGUGUGCGGAGAUGAAGAAAUCGGAGAAGCACGGCUUCUCUCUGGAGGCCGACGACAGGACAGAGGCAGAGAAAUGUCGCCGUAAAUCACCAAAACAAGAUGUUUUAGGGUCUGUUUUAAGGGUGGGCCAGCAAGCACCCAAAGCCCCUAUGGACACGGACUACCAGGAGGAAAUGGAGGAGAGCAAACCUCAAAUACGAUUUAACCUCAAUUUUGACAAGGGGAUUCGAGGUGUGGAUCAGGACAACACCAAACGGGACGGCCAGACAUUUGACAUCAACAGGCUGUUUGAAGCGGCGGCCAGAGGGGACGUCUCAAGCUUGGAAGGCCUUUCCCACUACCUGCACCAAAAUAUGAAGAAACUCACAGACUCUCUGUAUCAGUCAUACGGUAAAACUGCCCUGAUGAAGGCACUGCUACACCUCAGAGACGGCAAGAAUCCCACUGUUGAAUUCUUAUUAGAAGUCUCAGAGAGAACGGGUGACAUUAAAGAGUUUGUCAACGCAGCUUACACUGACUAUGACUACAAAGGCCAGACGGCACUGCACAUAGCCAUAGAGCGAAGGAGUCUGAGCUACGUGAAGCUUCUUCUCAGUAAAGGAGCAGAUGUCCACGCUAAAGCUUUGGGCAAAUUCUUCCAGCCACACGACGGGCCAAACUUCUACUUUGGCGAGCUUCCGCUCUCUUUGGCAGCGUGUACGAACCAACCAGACAUGGUGGAGUUCCUCCUGGACAACCAGCACCAUCAAGCCUCGCCCAACGCGGCCGACUCUCAGGGCAACACGGUGCUGCACGCCCUAGUGGUGGUGGCUGACAACACCAAGGAGAACACAGACUUAUUUAUCACCAGCAUGUACGACCUCAUCCUGACCAUAUCGGCGCGGCUGAGACCCAAACUCAACUUGGAGGAGAUUGAAAACAACAAUGGUCUGACACCUCUCAAACUGGCUGCUAAGACUGGGAAAAGCGGGCUUUUCGCACACAUCCUGAAGCGAGAGUUCCAAGAGAGCCACACCAAACAUUUGUCUCGAAAAUUCACCGAGUGGGUUUACGGGCCGGUCCAGAGCUCCUUGUACGACCUGGCCUCAGUGGACUCGGUGGAAAACAACUCGGUUCUAGAGAUACUGGUCUACGGCAGUGAUAUCCCCAACCGCCACGUGAUGCUCCAGACCGAACCUCUGCGGCAAUUGCUUGAGGACAAAUGGAAGAGGUUUGCAGGCCGAAUGUUUGGUAUUAACUUCUUGGUCUACUUGGGGUACCUGAUCAUCUUCACUGUGGUAGCCUACAACAAAAAAGAGGGAAAGACACCAUUCCCUCUGGAGCACAGCGUGACAGGUUACCUGUAUAUUUCAGGGCAGCUACUAAUAACAGUGGCAAACUGCUAUUUCUUCUUCAUCGGGUUAUUAGACAUGAAGAGGAAACGGCCAAAGCUGCAGACCUUGCUGAUUGACGGAUAUUAUGAUAUUCUUUUCUUUGUGCAGGCAGUGCUUUUCCUGGCCGCGGCCAGCCUCUAUAUAACUGGGAGACAAGAGUACCUAGGCUUUCUGGUGUUGUGCCUGGCCCUCAGUUGGGUCAACCUGCUCUACUUCGCUCGAGGCAGCAAACAAAUGGGCAUCUACAGCGUCAUGAUACAGAAGAUGAUUCUCAGCGACAUCCUGCGCUUCCUGUUUGUAUACUUCGUCUUCCUCUUUGGAUUUUCAGCAGCGGUGGUCACGCUGCUCAUCGAGCCCCCUGCCAGGAACAUCACUAACAAGAAGGGCCGCCUCUUCGGACCGCUUGAACCCGAAUCUGAAUGCAUCAAGCCAACCUUCCGAAACAUCUCCUACACGACGUUGCAACUCUUCAAGUUUACCAUCGGCAUGGGAGACAUGGAGUUCACCGAGCACUACCAGUACAAGGAAGUCUUCUACGUGCUGCUCAUCUUCUACAUCAUCCUCACCUACAUCCUGCUUCUGAACAUGCUCAUCGCCCUCAUGAACCGCACUGUGGAGAAGAUCACCAUGGAGAGCACGAGCAUCUGGAAGCUGCAGAGGGGGAUCACCAUCCUGGACAUGGAGAAAAGAUUGCCAUUUUGUGCGAGAAAGAGGCUUCGGUCCGGGGUGGACAAAAACCUGGGCACGUCCUCUGAACAAGAUCAACGCCGCUGUUUCAGAGUGGAGGAAGUCAACUGGAACAAAUGGAACAUCCACCUGGGGAAAAUCCAUGAGGAGCCCGGUUACUGGGAUCGAGCGCGGCGGCUGGAAGACAAAACGCCAAUUCGAACAAACAAAGGGAGGAGCUGGCGAGGCUUAUUUGCAGAGAGCAUAAAAGGACGCCAAUCCACCGAGAUGAGCAACCUUGCAGUAUGAGCACACAGCGAUUAGUAAAUGUCACACUUGUUUGUUGGAAGCAGUAUCUGUAAAAUUUAAUGACCUAGUGUUUUGGUGCGUGCAAGCAACAAUGCACAUCCUUCAUUUUUAUUUAUUAUUUUUUACAAGUUGUCUGUAUAUAACUGUGCGCAAUACCUCCAUCAUAUUCAUGUCAUGCUAUUGUUGCAGUUGAUAGAAUACAGCACUUAGUCCACACAGCAGCUCAGACCCGUAUGAAAGCAUAAAUUAGAAUUUUAUUUUAUUAUUACAAUAUUACAAAAAGAGUAGCACAACUCUCACGCUCUUGCUUCUUAUCCGUUUUGAAAGAUGACAAAACAUAGGCUAUGGACAGUCUUCUUUUUCACAGCAAUAGAACAGAAGUGGGGGGAAAAAACAAUCUUAAAUAAAUCAUGUAUAAUAGUCAACUUGGGGCUGGGCGAUAUGUCAUAAUUUAUUUAUUUUUUCUUCUACACCCUACUUUUGAAGGAGGCAAUAAAAACGAGACAGAAAAAGCUUUCUAGAGCGCUCAUUGGCUGCCAUUGACAGCGCUAGACGUCUCUGAAAAUGAGCAUUCACAGCCAAUUAACAUAGUUCCAAUGAAUUGGCCGUCUAUUGUUGACAAUGGCAGUGCUAUAUACUGUAUUAUAAAAUUAAUAAAACAUUAGAGUGUUAUAAGGGGCGAUAACCAGAUGGUAUUUAGUAUUUUUUCUUAUGAGUUUAUACAAUUUAGUUUUAUUAUUUCAUGAAAAAAUAUAUCCAUAACAGAUCCGGUGUUCAUACUGUAUAUGGGGACAUCAAAUUUUUGGGUCACGUGGUUCCAGGGGUGAAAGUGAGC
This is a messenger RNA of Corythoichthys intestinalis (scribbled pipefish), 3360 nucleotides long. RefSeq names its product transient receptor potential cation channel, subfamily V, member 1 (gene trpv1). The transcript has 16 exons. Gene Ontology annotation, cellular component: plasma membrane. The coding region runs from base 189 to 2525 and encodes 778 amino acids. The record is from RefSeq and is a predicted model, not a curated record. Gene Ontology annotation, molecular function: protein binding; calcium channel activity. Gene Ontology annotation, biological process: calcium ion import across plasma membrane. NCBI's taxonomy places the organism in Eukaryota, Metazoa, Chordata, Actinopteri, Syngnathiformes, Syngnathidae.